AUGGCCCGAUUCACUUUCGUCAAGGGUCGCAAGAAGUCGCCGCCUCAGCUCCUCAUUGCCGAACCCUUGAGCAAAGCACAUAAAAUCCUUGGCUCAACUCCCAUCAGCAUAGAUUCCCCCAAACCAUGGGACGACGCCUCCUCGGGGUUCAGCGGCGGCACCGCUACCAGUUAUGCUAGCACAGAAGACGACUCCUCCGAUGUCCAUGUGGCAAUCGCUCCCUCAGAAGACGAAUGGGCAAGUGAUUCGGAUAUGCUGCCGUCUAUUUUCGAAUCUAGCGGACUUGAGAGUGACAGCGACCGUGGCACGAGUAAGAUGACUCGCAGCUUGCGAGAGACGCAGUCCUCAUCCACCAUCAGAUUGCGUUACGAUAUUCCUCCUCCAGCUCCUGUCAUGGUGAAAGGAGUGCCGUCCAAGAUCCACAGGAUGCUCGACCUGGAAAACCACUCGAAUGAUACCAAACUUAAGAAAAAGCCACCCAUGCUCGACUUCUCCAAUCUACGCAAUGCCUCUCGCUUGUCGCGCAAGGCCUCGCAUAGUCAGCUGCGUACCGACGAGACUGUUGAAAACGAUGUAGGAAGCCUUAAUAGGUCUCCUUCCACGUCUCUGACGCCCAACCGCAAGUCGGCAAAAAAUCACAAUCGCGACACCAAGGAUGAGAUGCCUUCGCUAGCUGUGGAAGACUCGCAGCAUGCUCACAUGAUGGGUGGAAAACAUCGUGGAAACCUGAUGAAGGAGGCUCCAUCUCUCUAUUAUCACUAUGAGCAAAUGACUCUGCGCCAGCUCAGGAAAAAGGCAGAGACACGGAUGGGCAACCAACAAAGGAAUGAGGAAGCUAUGGAAGAGGCCAGUACAGAGGAUGACGAAGAGACAGAAGCAGGUCAAAAUCUGCCAUGGCUACAUGACAUUCUACCACCAACCCCUCAGACAGCAUUCAUGACCGGACUGACUCCGGCAGCCUUUCACGACAGAUCCAAUAGUACAGCCAGCAAAGUGACCGCAAGCACCAAGUCAUCAAAGACUAUUGCCCGUCCUGAUCUUCAAGAGACAAGUAUGCUGAUGCUAUCAUCCGAUUCAGAAGAAGAUGACGGGCCUGUACUUGUGUUACACUCUCAGACCAAUCCAAAGUGCCACCUACCAACUACCGUCGCAACUCGUACUUCUUCACACACACAACCCUCCAGAGCUCCAUCGCAAGCGCCAGACUAUCGGCCAACACGUCUUUCAAAAAAAGCCAGCGUUGCAUCUGCCAACAAAUACGUCACCUUUCCCAAUACUAGGAGGCUGAGCAACGACACUUCGGUUUCAAGAAAAUCUGGUUCAAAAUCGAGCACGCUCUUUAACGACACAAUUUCACUCCGCACGUCAUUAAUGUCAAAUGUCUCCAAUAUGUCGACCUUGCACUCUAGUGCUAACUAUAUUCAGGAGGCACGAGCAGUGAAGAUGCUGGCUGGCCGAGGGCCUUCUCGAUUAGAGCGUGACGCGGAAAGUAGCCCAGAUGCAGCGACACCUUUGACCAAUCUACCGCCUGCGAAAAAACUUCCAACUCCAGCACAUACGCCACCAGAGGAACUCACACCCCCUCUGAGUCCCACCUCUGUUGACUUUUUUCUUCGCUCUACCCGUUCCUCGGUUGAUGACUUUGGCAGCCACAAUCGCUACAUGGCUGUCACUCGACAAGAGCAAAUGCUACUCUCUGCCUGGAGAAACAAGCAGCAACACGACAAAGAGCGGCCCAGCGAGGCGCCUCAGCAGCCAGCGGAGGUGUGCAAUACAUUGGAAUCGACGAGAGCAAGCACAGCUGAAGAGGUGGAAGUAGACGAGACCGACAGCGUCUCUUCAGCAGAAAUCAGCGCAGUAGAAGCCAUGAUUGAGUUUGGGUUUCCCGCGCCGCCCUCGACCCGAAAGAAGCCUUUCUUUCAGAACGCUCUUGCCGCAUCUUCCAGUCAGAGUCGUGCAUUCACAGCGACAACUGAUCAACUUUCCCAUUCCAGCAUCGCGGACACCGAUAGCAUUCUGGAGUCUAUCCAGCCAUCUCUGGCUGCACUGACAGCUGAAACGCCCUCAAAGGGAAUACUUAAGCCCAGUCCUCGGCGCGAAGAGGCGGAGCAACGGGAGAUGACGCUUUACUUGGAUGACACUGAAUCAAACUCAGAUAUGACAGACUUCUCGGAAUUUGGGUACCUUACCAUGCCGUGCUUGCAAAGUGGACGCGACAAAACCUCUUUGCACUUAAGCUCUUCCUUUAGCGAAACAAUGCUCAUGCAAUCUUCUUCGUCUCACAGCAUGACAACGUCGGAAACUAAGCAGUUGGAUUGUGCUCGUUCCUCGCCGAGCGCAAUGGUUUCUGUUCCGGAAGAUGGUGAACCGAAAUAUGAUUCUGGAGACACCCCACGACCGGAUAGUCCCGUAUCCCCCGAUAUCUUCCCCACCGUACCUCAAAUGCGAACAACACCGACCAACUUGGCGCGCCUGAGCGCUGUUGGCUCAAGCCCAACGAUGAACAAGCUGGGAUGGUGGGGCGACGACGACUAA
Beauveria bassiana ARSEF 2860 is the source of this 2535-nucleotide messenger RNA. RefSeq lists its product as uncharacterized. The transcript has a single exon. NCBI's taxonomy places the organism in Eukaryota, Fungi, Ascomycota, Sordariomycetes, Hypocreales, Cordycipitaceae. The record is from RefSeq and is a predicted model, not a curated record. The coding region runs from base 1 to 2535 and encodes 844 amino acids.